This is a messenger RNA of Eriocheir sinensis (Chinese mitten crab), 3212 nucleotides long. Its product is annotated as glutamyl aminopeptidase-like. Gene Ontology annotation, cellular component: cytoplasm. Lineage: Eukaryota; Metazoa; Arthropoda; Malacostraca; Decapoda; Varunidae. The record is from RefSeq and is a predicted model, not a curated record. The coding region runs from base 394 to 3021 and encodes 875 amino acids. Gene Ontology annotation, molecular function: metalloaminopeptidase activity; peptide binding; zinc ion binding. The transcript has 20 exons. Gene Ontology annotation, biological process: peptide catabolic process; proteolysis.
CGAUAGCCUGAUAGCCUGAUAACAGACACGCAUAUGAUAGUGAAACACACGAAGAACUCCCUGCGUAAUACCUAGAAAGCAAGAAGCAAGUAAACGGUGCAGAAGAAAGGGAGGUAAAAGAGACUGAAAAAUAAGAGACAACUAAUCCACAUAGAAGAGAGGAAGAAAGAAGGAGAGAGACCUAACAAGCGUUCAAAAGCGGAACAGGUCCAAAGAAGAAGAAGAAGAAGCUGCCGGACCAAAACAAACCCACGCUGGAAACACUUCAAAGGAAACAUUAAACACAUUAUCACGGGAGGCAACAACAAGCAGAGGAGGAAAGAGACAGGAGACAGCAGCAUACCAACAGAGCACAUCACAGGGAGGCAGAGCAGAUCACAAACCACUGUUAGGAUGAGGAGCCGGGCCUCUUUCUUGCUGUCUGUGCUGAUGGCGGUGAUUGUGGCAGGGCAUGGCAAGGACAUGACCAAGAGCAGUGACAGGCCAUGGGAGGACAGUUUCCGGCUACCAGACACUGUUCUCCCUCAACACUACGAGCUGUAUAUCCACCCUGACCUGACCUCCAAGACCUUCACCGGCCAGGUCACCAUCAGCCUCUUGUCCCAGGAGCCACGUGAUCACUUCCUGGUGCAUGCUCAGUGGCUCACCAUCACCAGCUCAUCCUUAGUCAGUGUGACAGACAACCAAACUCAGGCUGUGAGGAUCAACGAGACCAUCGACUACGAGCCUCACCAGUUCUUUGUGGUGCGUACGGAGCAGGUGGCAGCCGGCUCAUUCCAACUCACCCUCCACUUCAGUGGGUCCCUGGAGAAGGGCAUUCUAGGCUUUUAUUACUCAGACUACACUGAUGACAAUGGAAAAACAAGCGGUCUUGCCACCACCAAGUUUCAACCAACCUAUGCCCGGCGAGCUUUCCCGUGCUUUGAUGAACCAAGCUUCAAGUCCACCUACAGCCUUACAGUAGUGAGGCCCUCGGAGGGUUACAGAGCCCUCUCAAACAUGCCUGUGAAGAAAGAAACGGCUGACUCACCAUCUGCCGGGCUGACCGAGGUGGCCUUUGAGAAGUCUGUGCCCAUGGUCACGUAUCUGGUGUGUUUCAUUGUCUGCGACUUCUCGUACAAAGAGACCAUCCUGGAGAGUGGCAUGCCAUUCAGAGUGUAUGCCCCUGCCCACCACCUCAGUGAUACAGACUAUGCCCUUGAGGUGGGGAAGAGUGUGCUCCAGAUGUAUGAAGGCAUGUUCGACCUGCCCUUCCCUUUGCCCAAAAGUGACAUGGUUGCCAUCCCUGACUACUCCUCGGGUGCCACGGAGCACUGGGGCAUCAUCACCUUCAGGGAGACGGCCAUUUACUACAACGCCAACGAGAGCUCCGCCGCCAACAAGCAGCGAGUGGCGUCAGUCAUUUCCCACGAGAUGGCUCACCAGUGGUUUGGAAACCUGGUUACCUUGAAGUGGUGGGACGACUUGUGGCUAAACGAGGGCUUCGCCAGCUACGUGGAGACCAAAGGCGUGGCAUACGUGGAGCCCGACUGGGACAUGGGCUCCCAGUUCUGUACCAGCACUCUGCUGCCCGUGCUGGGCAUCGAUUCGCUGCUCAGCUCCCACCCGAUUAUCCAGGCCGUGGAGACGCCUGACCAGAUCAAUGCCAUCUUUGACAGCAUUUCCUAUAACAAGGGUGCAUCAAUACUCCGGAUGUUGGAGAACUUCAUGGGAGAGUCCUUCCAAACAGGAAUCAACAACUUCCUCAAGAAGUUUGAGUAUGCCAACGCAGUGACGCAGGACCUGUGGAAUGAACUCACUGCAGCUUGGGCUGGCAGUGUCCCUGAAGGGCAAAAGGGGGAUGUUGGGGCCAUCAUGAACACCUGGACCCAGCAGAUGGGCUUCCCUGUGGUGACUGUGAAGCGCUCGGCCCCGAACACCUUCACUCUCUCCCAGGAACGCUUCUUGCUGGACCCAAAUGCAGAAUACGACCCCAAUGACUCAGUGUUCCGGUACAAAUGGGAUGUGCCUGUGAGCUACACAACAUCGGCUGACUCCACGGUGCAGAGGUCAUGGCUGUAUCACGAAAAUUCCACCUUAGAGCUUGCUGUGCCUGCUGAGGUCACCUGGAUCAAGGUCAACAUGCAGUACAUGGGCUACUACCGAGUCAAUUAUGAGCCAGACAUGUGGGCGGAGCUGGGGAAGCUGUGUGCCUCCAAGGCCCUGAAAGCAUCGGAUCGUGCCGGCCUCUACAGUGAUGUCUUUGCCCUGGCUGACGCUGCACUCAUCAACUACACGGUGGCAUUGGACUUCAGUCGCAAUGUGGCCAAUGAAAGUGACUACGUCCCCUGGUACUCCAUGGCAACAGCUUUCUCGAACCUGCAGCCACUUCUUGCCUCCACCGAUGCCAACUUGCCCUUCAAGGAUUAUGUUUCCAGUUUGGUGGAGCCUCUGUUCAUUUCGCUGGGUUGGGAAGACAAUGGAAAUCACUUGACAAGGUUGUUGAGGACUGAGGUAGUGAGGCUGUCAUGCCUGAGUGGGGGUGAGGCCUGCCUGGGCACAGCAGCAGCAGAGAUACAAAGCUGGAUCCUGGACCCCAAAUACCAGCUCCCUCUCGACACACGCAGACAGGUGUACAGGUGGGGAGUAGUGAAGGGAGGAACACAGGCGACAUGGGACCUGAUGUGGCAGCGUGCAGCGGACGAGACAAGUGCUACUGAAACUGACAACCUUUACUUUGGCAUGGCGAACUUCCAGGACGAGGCAAUCCUACUGAGGUACAUUGAACAGUCCAUGGAUGAGAAGUUCGUGCGCAGCCAGAACUUCCUGCGCAUCCUUGAGUACAUCUCCACCAACCCUGCAGGCAAUGACUUGGUCUGGGGCUGGGGUCCAUCAUGGCAGAUGGAGGCAUUCUUCAGCCAGUACCCUGAUGCAGGGGCAGGACAGCUGAACAGAGAACAAGCCAUCGAGAGGGUCAAGUACAACAUUCGCUGGGUGAAUGACAACACCAACACCAUCUUGGCCUGGCUGCAGACGCUCUGAAAGAGUCUUUCAUCUGAGGUUGAGUUUGUAAGGGUAAAUUUUUUCUCUUUUUUCAAUAAAAACGUGUAACAGGUAUUUUUAUGGAUGUCAAUAUUGCUCUCUAUUAUAUACUAUGAUUUGUGAAUAUUGAUACAAAAUAUAUUUACACAUUAUUUCAAAGCUGCUUGUAUUUAAUAAAGUGUAUAUGAUGA